AUGUACGGUUGGCGGAGAUUUUCGGGCCUGGAGGCUCCGUCGCCCCCCAGGAACUUUUCCGAUUGCCCCAACGGCACCCUGAGAUCCGAGUGGGUGUGGAACAUCUUUAACGAGUGUGCGUCCGAUGGGCGGGACGUGGCCAGCGUCAUCCUGGGGCUCGUCUCCAUCUUGUGCUUCAUCUUCUCCUCCUUCCCGCAGUACUACAAGUCAUGUAAGACGGGGAACAUGGACAAGGCCCUCUCUAUCUGGUUCCUGUUGGGGUGGCUGGCCGGAGACUCCUGCAACUUUGUGGGGGCCUUCCUGUCGAACCAACUGCCAAUCCAGGUGUACACAGCGAUUUACUACGUGGUGGCCGACGUACUGAUGCUCGUCCUCUACAUCUACUACAAAUAUCGCAACCAGCGGACUGCGGGAGCAUCUCUCAUCGUAAACGCCAUCUGUGGAUUCGCUCUGAUUGGUUCCUCGGCUGCCCUGUUCCAGCUGGGUGACCCCGGAUUGUCCGCAACAAACUACCACAGUUCUCCCGGUGGACGGCGCUUGCUGGCGGCAGACGACUCUGAUGCCGAGCCGUUCAGCACCCAGGAGAUCAUUGGCUGUGUGGUUGGUUCGGUGUCCUCCAUGUUCUACCUCGCCUCCCGCCUGCCGCAGAUCAUCACCAACUUUCGGAGACGGUCCACGGAGGGUCUGCUCUCUCUCUCUCUUCUGUAUGGUGAUUUUGGGGAACUUGACCUACGGGCUCAGCAUCCUCCUGAAGAACCCAGACAAGGGGCAGUCAGAAACGGAUUAUAUCAAGCAUCACCUGCCUUGGCUGAUCGGGAGUCUUGGGGUCAUGAGCCUGGACUGCAUUAUUAUCAUCCAGUUUUUCGUGUUUGGUGCGAAACGGUCAAAAGACAGUGAGCCAGAAGAAAGGGAACCCCUUCUGCAUGCCGACAGGAGGGCCAAAUGA
Messenger RNA from Staurois parvus, 946 nucleotides. Lineage: Eukaryota; Metazoa; Chordata; Amphibia; Anura; Ranidae. The record is from the annotation of a GenBank genome assembly.